Molecule: messenger RNA, 2517 nt
Organism: Symbiodinium sp. CCMP2592
Lineage: Eukaryota; Dinophyceae; Suessiales; Symbiodiniaceae
Source: the annotation of a GenBank genome assembly
AUGCGAGCGUACUUCUGGGGGAAGGCCAGGGUGAAAACUGCCGUGGACUGCGAGGAUGCCUCGCUCUUUUUUGGUGUGCCAGCUGUUCCCACCGCCGGCGAACCGUACAAUGCGAUGUGUGGAGGCUCUGAUUCCGUGAAGACGUUUUCCAGCAAAUCUGACAUGGUGAAGGCCGGUUGGGUCUUCAGCUGGGACGACAGCAGCCUGUGGGAUGCCAGCGCGACGUACAGCAGCGCGUAUCGUGGAUCCUCUGCCUCGGGUGACGGGAUGGUUUCUCUCCAGUUGCAAGGUCAUGGCACGGUGGUGCUGACAUAUGGAAGCGACUCGUCGGGAACGGUGAAGGUUUUUAUGAACGGCCAGGAGAAAGGCAGUGCCUCUGCCAACACCGUUUCGCAGAAGGUUGAGCUGGUUUUCAACACAGGAGACAUUCUGCAGGUGCAAGAGACCGGAUCCAUCAUCCUGAUCCAAUCCGUCGACUUCGUUUGCGACAUCACGUCCCCAACAACUCCGGUUUGGUCGUACCACGAAGCAGUGCCCUCCAGCAGCCUGCCAUAUGAGAUGGGCUAUCAGGCCGACCUGAACCUCAAUUCGGCUUCCUACACCGUCAUGAUGUGGUUGAAGCAAGGGGUCAGUGAGCCCAGCGAUGCUAUCAUCAUCGGGCAGCACAUCGGAACCUCCACCACCACAACCUUUACGACUGUAACCGUCACCGAGACGACCGUCACUGUCUCCUCCACCACCACAACGCAGACCACAACGACAGACCUUUGCCAAUGGUACGCAUACACGGACUUGUAUUCGAGUGGCUAUGCUGGUGGCGUUACCGAUGCAUUCGACCUCCACUCUGCCAAAGAGAAAUGCAUCGAGCUGGGAGAUUCGGCCUGCAAGGCUGUGACAUGCACAAGUGGCGGCGCUUGCACCGUCCGAGCUGCAGUCAAGCUGGCUGCAAGCGCAUAUGGAGAGACAUCGUACGUGCCAAGCUCCAUGUGCUACCUCGGAGGCUACCGUAAUUUGGUGGGGUUGACGAGGUCGGGUGUGCCUUGUACAGACGCAGCCACAGGGAGUGGCUUCAUCAUGUACUCAGCACAAGACGUUCGAUCACGCUUCAGUCAAACAUCUCUCCCAUCUGACAUGGCAGACCACCUCAUCUGCGUAAAAUACUCCAGUGGCACUGGCUGGAUGUAUGAUGAUGAUGCAGGAAACGAUGUUGGCUUCGUCGCUCGGGACACUGACGUACUCAUUGCUUCCGUAGACUUCGCGGCGGACACCGUUACCAGCCUUGUUGGCACUGAUGAGUACUAUGCCCACCUCACCAAAGGGUACAACAGUGGUGAUUUGGUGUUUGUGGCCGGAAAAUACGGCACCAGCAGCACAAGUGAUGCUGGAGAGGUGUAUGUCUCGGGGACGUACUUCAUCGUGCCGUCAGUUGACACGGUUUCGUACCCGGAUGUGCUGGCAACGGCAGCAAGUGCACCGAGCCAGUUCACCAGCACCGACAAUGCAGUCGACUAUUACCAACACCAGACAAGCAGCGUCAGUGAAGUGCACAUGAAGAUCACAAAUUACUACACAGGUUCCAACAGCGACAACUGGAAGGUGUUUGAUGGUUCCUAUACAAGUGCCGUAAAAGUGCAGGAGCCAGACCUGCUUUGGGAAGGAGAAGGCUUGCAGUCGCGCGUGCAUUCGGUUACGCUGUACACCACAACCAGCGGCAAUGACUACACAGCCUACUUCCAGACAUCGGACUUGUCUUCCGGCAGUUGGUCUUCAGGUGACAUCCAGAAUGCAACCGCCGACUGGGUCCAGCAAAGUUCCUACUGGAAAUGGACAAUCCCCAUCAAGGCAGAGACGAUGAAGCUCGAAGUCCGUCUUCGUGGUUCUGGCCUGACCUUUGCAGACAGCCCGGACGGCUCCCAGCAUGCCAGCCGCUCCUUUCAGCUGAGCGGGUUUGAGGUCAACUUGCGCAGCACUGUCACUACCACGGUCACUGCAACCACGACCACAACACACACUGAAACCGCUACAACGACUUCAUCCUCAGUGACCACAUCCACGAUCACGGUCACCACAACGACUCUCACCUCUUUUCCAUCUGUCGGUUUCGACAGCCAUGCAGACCUAAAGUGCGCAAGCACGGGCGAGAGUUCCUCGGGCCUUACGGAUGCAACAGAGGAUCAAUGCAAGCUUGCGUGCUGGAGUUCUUCCACCUGCAUUGGCUUUAACUACGCUGCCGCUGGUGGUGGGGCAGACAAUUGCAAGCUGUUGGCUUCUCUUAGCAACCUCGCCGCUGAGACAGGCACCACUUGCUACUUGCGCAUGGCAACUGGUAUGUGUCCCUACCAGUUCCAGUUCGCCUACUAUGCAAACAGUGCCUAUUGCUGCAAGACCAACAAGGAGAAGGAUGAUGGUUCUGGUGCAAGCUGUGACGGAAGCGCCCUGCAUGCUGGCAAUACAGAAGGGGACAAUUUCAUUGUCUGCCCGAAUCCUCCGUGCUCCUUGGAUGGAUUGGUUCUGUGA